AUGACCCCGAGUGACGCGUCUCACCGUUCCCUAAAAACGCCGGAGUUGUCUGAAUAUCAGAGCUGUUCAUCCCGUUACGAGCGCACCGAUUGCAAUGAGAUAUCCGAAGACGAUUCGCGUCCUAAACCUACUAUCGGCCAGUUCUCCUUUGCCCCCACGACACAGACCACGAUUGUCACGACAACCACUACGACCAUGACCAAAUUUCCCCCUUUGAUCAUGCACCCACCGCGCGUUCUCCAGAGCCUUGACCCAAAACAAUACCCUCUUGCUGCAGCACCGACUCCUGAGUCGCUGAGGGAUAUCAGGUUUAAUCUCAACGGGAAAUCAAUUGUCCUCCAUGAGCCUGACGAUGCACCUGGUGCCUUAGCCGAGGGACAAGAAGAAUUGAAGACAUCAGCCGGUAACACCAGAUCAGCCACCGCUACGACUAAUCCCUCGGCACCUAUCUCUUCAAGUCGCGGUCGGAUUUUGGGUUCACGGCAUCGGCCAUUCAGGAAUACAAAACGGGCUGUCUCCCCCGUGCCAUUUGCCGGAUCGUCGCAAGCAUCGAACCCAAGCCCUUCGCGAUCUCUUGUCUCCGAUUCCUUGAUCUGUCGACACCCGCGACGAAGACAUCUCAGCUCUGCCCAGGAUCCCUGUCACGUGACUGAAGUCGGGCUGGCCACGCCGGAAACAGAAAGUGCCAGUUUCGCGCUUGACAGCGAGAUAUACAAUCCAGAAAGAACAUCCCAGCCGAGACCGCCCGUUAAGCGCCAGAAUGAGAAUCCACCUGCAGCCGGAGAAAGCCGCCGGCGGAGUGUGGAUGAUGGCGAAGCGUCGCCGUUGGUUGAGAAGCCCUCCGAAUUUCCUUCCGAGUCUUUCGGGUCUUCGAUAUCGUCAGAAGCAGAUAAUCCCCCUACACAGGAUCGUCGCCUGCGCCCUCUGGUGUCUAGGCUGCUGGCCACAGAUCAGAGCAGAGGUGAAAAUAUCCCUCUACCGAGCCCAAGGCUAUCUCCUGUGACUGCGAUGAAUUCUCUUCAGCAAGAAACAUCAUUUGACUCAGCCGAAGAUCCAGCCACGGAUACAGAUUCAGUCGCUGAUCAGUUCCCAAAAGAGUCGAAUUUAGCUGGUAAUCGCCGCGCCGGCCCCAAAAAUGCUGUUGGAAAAGCCGAUACGGACCAGACAUCACCUUCGAUGUCGCUUAUGGACAUGCCUGUUGUGCUGGGCUACUUCGACUCCAUACCGGAUGAACUCAAAUCUUAUUUCAUGUAUCAGUUACUAAGGAGGUGUCCAAAGCCAACACUCCAGCUCGUUGCUGACGUUGUCAACCCGGCCCUGAAAUGCGAUUUCUUGGCGCUGCUGCCUCUGGAGCUCUGUCUCAACAUUGUUAAAUUCUUGGACGUAGUGUCCAUGUGUAGGGCAUCCCAAGUCUCCAAAAAAUGGAGGCAUAUCAUAAAUUCCGAUGAAAAGACUUGGAAAGCUCAUUUCGACGCUGCUGGGUUCACGCUUCCUGAAGGAGAGCUUCAAAGGGCUAUUGAAGAAGGCUGGGGGUGGCAGUACGCCGACGAUUACGAGAGGGAUCUACGCUUGCUUUCGAGGCCCACUAGUGAACAGUCGGCCGACUCGCCUGAGUCCAUCCUCCAACUGAAAGACUCCUCGUCAUUGGCAUGUCCUCGACGACCAAAAAGAAAGGCUGAGUCAAGCUCGCCUUCUCGAAGGCAAGUGAAGAAGCAGUCGCCGAAAGAUAAUACGUCCAGGUCGCCCGGAAUUUCCGACUGGUUACAUGAUUCGAAGGUGGCUGAAGUCCCAUACGCGGCAGCGAGUGCAGCGGCCUUAGCUGUUCCCUAUCCUAACGUUGGUUUACCAUCCCUCCAAAGUUUACACCUUUACAAAUCACUUUAUCAGCGCCAUCAUCUGAUACGCAAGAGAUGGAUGGAUCCAAACGCUAAGCCGCAGCAUCUCGCCUUCCAGGCGCAUGAUCGCCACGUUGUCACUUGUCUCCAGUUUGAUACUGAUAAAAUCCUCACGGGUAGCGAUGACACCAACAUUCAUGUGUAUGACACCAAAACUGGUGCCCUUAGGGCGACUCUUGAAGGACAUGAGGGCGGGGUUUGGGCUCUAGAAUAUCAUGGUAACACUCUCGUUUCGGGUUCUACCGACAGGUCAGUGCGAGUUUGGGAUAUUGAAAAGGCAGAAUGCACCCAGACUUUCCAUGGGCAUACUUCAACAGUCCGAUGCUUGCAAAUAUUGUUACCAUCUCAAAUUGGUCGCAGAUCGGACGGGAGUCCGGAAAUGAUGCCAAAAGAGCCCCUGAUCAUUACCGGGUCGCGAGAUUCUAGCUUGCGUGUUUGGAGGCUUCCACAGCCAGGAGAUCCGAAAUACUUUCAGGCAGGACCAGAUGACUCCUCUUGUCCGUACUUUGUUCGGGCAUUGAACGGUCAUACUCAUUCCGUCCGGGCAAUAGCAGCGCACGGUGAUACACUUGUCAGCGGCAGUUAUGAUUGCACCGUAAGAGUGUGGAAGAUAUCUACCGGCGAAGCCGUUCAUCGAUUGGAGGGACACACUCUUAAAGUUUACAGUGUCGUUCUGGAUCAUAAGAGGAAUCGCUGUAUCAGUGGUUCAAUGGAUCAUUCGGUCAAAAUCUGGUCACUCGAGACCGGUACGCUUCUAUAUAACCUCGAAGGACAUUCAUUACUCGUGGGUCUUCUCGAUCUCCGGGCGGAUAAGCUCGUAUCAGCUGCUGCUGAUUCGACGCUUAGAAUCUGGGACCCAGAAACGGGACAAUGUAAAAGCACACUAACAGCACAUACCGGUGCGAUUACCUGUUUUGAACAUGAUGACCAGAAGAUUAUAUCCGGCUCCGAUCGUACAUUGAAAAUGUGGGAUAUUAAGACAGGAGAGUGCUUGAAGGAUUUGCUCAGUGACCUUAGUGGGAUGUGGCAAGUCCGCUUCAACGAUAGAAGAUGUGUUGCCGCUGUUCAGAGGGAUGGCCUCACAUACAUUGAGAUGCUUGAUUUUGGCGCAUCUCGAGAUCGAGUUCCGAUUGAUCGUUUGGGUCGGAGAAUUGUGGUGGACAGAUAUGGUGGAGAAGUACAAGAAGAGAAUGAAGGAACUGGUGAUAGAGAUGGUUCAGACGAAUGAACGUACAACAUCGACUCAUAUUAUCCAAACCGGAGAUCUGACUUCGAUAUCACCGCCGUCUCAGCAAACUAUGGAUGAACGGCGCAACUUUUCAGAUAUUUUAUGAUACCCUUGUCCUACUUUGUUUCCGUGGGAGGAACAGAGCCAUAAUGUGUAUUUUCAACGCCAGCCAUUCACGCACUAGACGGCAUACAUACUCAUUUGUUCGGCUUACGUACCUUUUUGGUCAUUGCGCUCUGUUCUGGAGAAAGGUGUUAAAGAGGCGCUAAUGAUUUGAUGGAUUCGAAUAUCAAUAGGGUGUGCCACAGGAUUUUUUCAUGAAUUAUGGACAACGACUUUUCAUUUCUGACAACCGGCGGCCUCAAAAUUCUUUGUGAUGCAGCAUUUUUCCUCAUGUACACUCGACUGUUUGCAUUUCAUUAACUGUCUGGAGUCUAACGGCCUGGGAAUGUCAAGGCGUUGGUAUAUGGAGUACCGUUGCAUUUUUAUUGUCGAUAAAAUCAAACUAUGACAUGCACUUCUUUUUUGUCUCUUUUUAAACACCAACAUUCGGUCGCCUAUCUUGCUUGGUGUUAAUAAGGGUUUACGAAGUUUGUCGAUGUCAUUGAAUAGUAGCAACACUUUCGGGCGCAGGCCUCUUUGCUUACAGAAGCAAAUAUAUGACAUAGAGGGACUUCUCUGGCCAAAUCAAAGGCUUAAAUAGGUGAUUUCCUGAGUCACACCACGCUCUCAAUCUAGUGCAGCAGUUCGGGUAAGAUAUCAAUAAUAGUAAGCUCCUCCUGAAAAGUGUAGGACCACUUCUCCACCAGGGCGAUAUGCUACUAAUUCGCCAACUCAAACUUGCAGAAGCCAGUCUCACUUAUAUUUUAAGGUAAAUAAGUGUAACAACACUGGGGAUUACAGAAAGCAUUAGCCUGGAAGUGUCAAUAUGUGGUACUGAUUUCGUAGAACAUGCCUGCGUUGAUACAUAGGAUCAGAUAGGAUGCGAGCGACAAAGAGAGUAGGAUGCCUAUAGCCUUGCUAUUUGGCUAUUGUCCAAUUUUGUAGAGCUCUAAAGCGAAAAUUUCGGGGCGCAGCUGGAGGUACAAGUCUACAGCACUGGCCCAUCAAGCAACAACAGCGCAUCGCUGUGGCACCUAUAAUAUAUUCGUCCGACCUUUAACAAUAGAGAGUAUGCAGUUAAUAUAUAUCUCUAUAUUCGCUAUGUCCGCUAUAUUUUAGACCUUAUAUAUCCCCAUGUCCUGUGUAACGCCAAAACUUUGAGUCUAUGUAUAUGCACAGAAUACUUUGUGUAGGUAUGUAAGUAUAUGCAAAUCUCCAGCCAUUUGCUAUCACAACGUGCAAGCAAAACAGAACAAUUAUCUCUUAAGUUUGAACCCCUUAGGGAUUUGAUC
Coccidioides immitis RS is the source of this 4517-nucleotide messenger RNA. RefSeq names its product cell division control protein 4. Lineage: Eukaryota; Fungi; Ascomycota; Eurotiomycetes; Onygenales; Onygenaceae. The coding region runs from base 1 to 3123 and encodes 1040 amino acids. The transcript is spliced from 3 exons. Gene Ontology annotation, molecular function: protein binding. The record is from RefSeq and is a predicted model, not a curated record.